Acanthaster planci (crown-of-thorns starfish) is the source of this 1791-nucleotide messenger RNA. RefSeq lists its product as uncharacterized. Gene Ontology annotation, cellular component: membrane. NCBI's taxonomy places the organism in Eukaryota, Metazoa, Echinodermata, Asteroidea, Valvatida, Acanthasteridae. The record is from RefSeq and is a predicted model, not a curated record.
CGAGCUAGUUGGUGCCAUCACCAGUUUUCACCGCGAAUACACGUAGGCAAUAUCUCUCCGCCAUUUUGGUUUCCCGAGGAAAUCGGAGCAGUGUUUUCGGAUUGUACUUGAUCUACAGGUUUGGUUUCAAUCUCAGCAGGAGGAAAGUCAAAACACCACGAUGCAACCGGCUCCGAUUCAUACCGUGCAGAUGCAGGUGGCCUCCCCGCAGCCUCCCCGGCGCAGCCGGUACUCCUGCUCGGUGAAGUCGCUGGGGAUUCUACAGAUCAUCCUGGCCGGGGUGUCCGCCGUUUUUGGCAUUGCAUCCGCUGUAGCGACUUACCAGGGCAUCGCAAAUUUAGGAUCUAGUGCUUGGGGAGGGCUCGUGUUUUACCUCCCUGCUGGAAUCCUUGGCAUAUUGUCCGUUACUCUGAGUGUCAAUUCACGAAGAGGCCUGGCUAUUGCAUGCUUGGUCAUGUCCAUUCUCUCGUCGAUCAUGGCUGGUACCAACCUCAUAAUGUACGGCAUCGACAUGGUGAACUUUGGCCCUAACGGCUACUACUAUGGCCCUACGCCAGUCGUGCUGGACUCGAUUGUCUUAAUCGUUUCUCUAACGGAGCUGGUUGUGUCGAUCGUUGCUUCCGUCUACUGCUGUUACGUCAUGAACGAAUACCAGCAGACCACCACCACGAUCCAGUACGGACACCCGACUAUGUAUAUGUACAACCAACAACCGGCUGCCUACCCCGGGCCAGCCGUCGCCCCGGCUCCUGCGAUGCUUGUUACCAACCAGGCCACUUUUGCUACCCCGCCACCUAGCUAGCUACGGGGCCGCCGCUGCAGCCGGCAUAAACGACGCUGGAAAGGGCAAUGGCAACUUGGCUUGAGUUUGCUUCACGAAACAGCCGUCGUUAUUCCUGAACAUCAACGGACCAAGACGUCACCUAAGAUGCCACCUAUAGACCAAGACGUCACACCUACGCAAAUACUUAAAACUGUGCGUUAACAGGGUAUUAAAAAAUCGCUAGACAAAAACAAACGGUCCAAUGCAAAUUGACUUCCUUUGUUCUUUUAGCUUAUUUAUUUAUAAUUUUUCGGGGGGCUGUUUGCUUUUCUCUUCAGUAUACCUGCUCUUCAGUAAAACGUUUGACAUCAAAGUCUGAAAGCAGAAGAUUCAAAACUGGUAAUAAAUUUACUUGGGAGAAAUGGAGGGAAAUAUUGUUUGGACUCUUCUAAGCAACCGCGAGAUAAUCAGAGGUAUAUAGGUAUUUUUUUAAUCAAUAUGCCUCACUGCAUAAGAACUUGUAGUAUUCUUGCUGGUGCCCUGUUUUGGAAAGGAAAAAAAUUUUUCAAAAUCAUUAUACAGCACAUUAGCGCGGUUGGCAUUUAAUGAGAAUAUGUAAGUCUUUUGCGAUAAUUUAUUGUGAGCUUGAAUUUCGCAAUUACUUUGUGUUUUUUCACGAAUUUGGUUAUUAGCCUCCCGUAUAGAAAAGUACAGACAUUUUGUAUUAUAUAUGUAUUUUAGUUGAAAAAUUAAAGAUAGCUUUAUAAAGCUUAAUAGCUUAUAUACAUGUAUUAGACAAUACCUUUAUGGUACAUUCCGCCAUUUUUAACCUUAUACAACAUGAUGAUAUUUUUUCUAUCUUACACAGUCUUCUAAGCUCCUUUUCCCUGCAAUAUCAUUUUUCAUUCGUAUCCACUACCGAGAGACCUUGCGACACGGUUGUUACAGGGUUACAAAGUUCAUGAUCACGACAAGAAUGCAGUUUACCGCCAAGAUGACGAAAUAAAUAGACUGUUUUGGUCACUCAC